CUUCUUCUCUCCCCGCAAACCGCCUCACCUCCCACGUCAAAACAUUGAAGUGACGUUUACAGAUUUUUGUGUUGGUGCUGUAAAUUUGCGAAAAAUUCGCCACGCAGCAUGGGAGAUGCACCGGCACCAGACGCGGAGUCCAGCAAGCCCAGCCCGACGGGCGAGAUCCAACUCGAGCUGCAGGACCGGCGUCCGUUCGGCGGGCUGGAGUUCCAAGUUUCCGAAGUAGUUGAAAGGCUGGAAGCUGGCGUCAACGCUCAGGAAACUGUGGAUGAGGAGAAAAAGCGUGAACCGCGUAAAUUGAGCGCUGGUUUUUUCGAACCCGAAGAGACGUCAAUGGACGAUAUUUUGAAGAGUUUGGAGGAGUUGGUAGUGAAGACGGACCCUAGUUGUGAGGUUGUGGAACCACCUCUGCUGCCGACGGACGCCGUGACGCGCACUGCCAUCCUCUCGCACAGUAUCACGGCCUUGUUCGGCCGGCUCGAGAGGAGCCAUGCCUCCCGGCUGAACGCUCACAUAGCCACCGAGACGACGCGGUGGAUGUCGCACUUGUUCAGAAUGACGGAGUACCACGCGUUUUACCACCAGGAACAGCUGGAAGGCUUGGUGCGUGUUACAAGAAUGCUCUUGCAUCACAGAUAUCCAAGAUAUUUGGAGGAUGGAGCUCUAGCGUUCGCGAGCCGCCUUCCCUGCAUAUACAGCUGCGUGGCGAGCCCGCUGGGCGUGGUGCAACACCUCUGCCGACAGCUCAGCCUGCCGCUCGCAUGCGUCAGACCAGUCCCCGUACACGCUUCAGGUCGCGGUAUGGAUAUAGAAGCUUUAGAAGCGUUAUGCGAUGAAGACCUAGCAGCUAACCGUACUCCCCUACUAGUACUGGGUGAGGUGGGCGCCCCUCCACUAGGUUGGGGGUUACCUGUAGCAACCCUAGGCGCUAUAUGCAAGAAAAGGAACUUGCAUUUACAUCUACGUGGACAUGCGUUAGCGCUGCCUGGAGCUAUUGGCAGUGAACAGAUGUUCAACAUUCCAGACUCGGCGACAUUGACGCCAGGACCUUGGUUCGGUGUGCCGGCAUUGCCAACAGUUACAUUUUACAAAAUUCCGGAACCGAUUACAGCAAACGAUCACUCCAAAGGUGUUAAUGUUGGUGGUCGCGAGGGUGCACUAGCGGCUUUGGCCGGGCUCACAGGAGGCGGUGGAGGCGGCGGCAGUCGCGCGCUGUCGCUGUGGGCGAGCGCACGCGCGGCGGGCGGCGCGGGGCUGGCGCGGCGCCUGCGCGCUGCCUACCGCGCCGCCCGCGCCGCGCACAAGGUGCUCGCCGCGCACCACCUGCACAUACUGAGCGGACGACCUGGCGGAGACGAACCACCAAACGCAGAUAUAGUUGAAGCGAUAAGCGAGGCGUCAGCGUGCGUGACGUUCCAGUUCGCGCCGCCGGGCGCCGAGAAGCCGCCGCCCUACUACGACAAACUCAACUCCUGGCUCGGACAGGUGCUGCAGAGGGAGGCUGAUAUGAUCACAAUAGAAGUGUGUGAGACAGAGUCCCACGGGGUGGUGCUGCGGUACUGUCCCCUGGAGGGCUCUCUCCUCGACGAGGAACGUGUUGAUGCAUGGUCCAGCAUCCUAGAGGCGCAGCUACAUGUCCUGCACGCGACGGUGGCGCUCAGGGAUCCUUUCCAGAAGAGGGUCGAGGAACACCCGUGCCUGAGGCUCGUACACGUUCCGGGAUGGGCUGGUUUGGGAGGAGUGCGGUACGUCCCGCUGGGGUGGGAGCAGGCCGGCCCCGACGAACUCAACUCGCUCAACAGGCAACUGGUGGAGACGCUGCGGGUCACCGACGGAGCCUUCUCGUGCGGCGACGGUGAUGACGGACUCGCUUGCGUCAGGUUCGGAAUGGUGACGGCAGACACGGACGUAGACGAACUGCUAGACUUGGUGAUGUCUGCUGGAAAAGAAGUAGAAGAGAGCUCGAAAGCCCUCACCGAUAUGACUGAAGUAUUAAAGAAAGGCAUAGAGGCGGCGCAGCAGGAGCUGCAGCAGGAGGUGUGGCAGGAGGGGCUGCUGCGGCGCGUGCCCGUGGUGGGGCGCGUGGUGCAGUGGUGGGCGCCCGCGCCGCCGCCCGCCGGCCGCCGUCUGCACCUCGCCAGCGGCACGCUGCAGACCACCGACGACGUCUACCGGUUCGUACAGAACAAAGGCAAGGAGUCGGAGCCGGCGCGUGCGCACUCCCCCGCGCGCCCCGCCCGCCCCGCGCGACACGAGCCGCAGGAAUAAUACCUUUAAGGUACACUACAUCCCUUCAGUAAAUGCCAAGUUCAAAUUGACAAGUUGACGUCAGUAAUAAGCCUUGCCAUUAAAAAAUAUAUGCGAUGUUACACAACCAUGUUUUUUCACAAUUUGACAUCUCUGUUUGGAUUGCGGUAUUUAAUUUGACAGAGUAUAUUUGGUGUAGUGUUUGUAAAACUACGGUUAAGUUAGCUCAACCCAACUGGUUGACAACAAUAUUAUGUAAAUGUAUUUGGACUAUUAACCUAGGGUAUGAUCGGCAACUUGAUUAUGCAAUACGAAUCGCCUACAUCCCUCAUACUAGUCGCCGUGUUACUACGACAAUCGAGAUGUAUCGAUAUAAUGUAAAAUCGAUAUAAACAUAUUGUGCACUAAUGUCUAAUAAUAUUUUGUAUAAAAUUGUCGACAAUACAUUUGUUAUGCAAGUAUAAUAUUCGAGAAAAAUCGAUCGUUGAUGAAGCACAUGGCUAUGCACUAUCGAUGACUUCGAAUAAGUUAUGAAAUGUACCACGAAAUAUCGAUUUUAAGUUAAUGAAAAUAAGUCGUAUAAACACAAUAAUAAAUGGUGCACUAGCGUUAGAACUGCAAUAUUAAGAAAGAAUUGUCCAAAAAUCCUUGAACUAGUCGAUAAUGACAUACGAUGAAAAUCGAAUUUUAAAUGUCAAAAUCGAUUUGUUCAAUGGUAGGUAGCGACAACUGUCGUCUAGUUUUAAUGCUGUAUAAAUUGCUUCGGACCGUUCAAAUUUGUAAACUGUAAGCAGUUAACGAAAACCUCCGAAACAUUUCUAUAUUUCUGAUAAACAAUUAAUAUCUAUUUUACCAUAUUUCUACCUUAUCUAUGGCAAAUUUUAUGUACUUUGAACUUUGUCAUAUAUUGUAUAGAAUUCAAUUUACCAAUUUCUUUUUUCACUCCCCACCAGAGCAAGUUUUUGCAUGUAUUUUAAAAAUAAACUUUGGACCGCCCAAAUUACGUAAUAAUACUUUCUUUACUUUAAAGCUGGUAUGCGUUUAUUAUUUCUAGCUCUUUCUAGAAAUGUUUAGUAAAAAAAUAUACACAAAAUGCUACACAUUAAUUUAAUCAUCAUAAAUUGACAUGGAUCUUAACUACAAGAAAAAAACAACAUAUAGUGUGUUGGUAAAUUUGUAAUGCUGUAAUACUUGGUAGCUUUUUAUAACAAUUAGUAGUGUAGGUAAUUGUUGCCUUUUUUAUGAUCUAUGUACUAAAAUACUUUGCAAUACACUGCAAGGUAAAGUGCAGUGGAUCGAAUGUGACCCAAUUAUAAAUCUAGAAUUUCAUUAAAAUCUGAAGAACUUAAAUAGAGUGCUGUAAUUGUAUUGUUUAUAUACUUUGCGGAGCAUUGUUGUGAUAACAAGUCUGUUUCUCAGCGCUGACGGCAUGGUAGCCUUCGCAGUGCGUACACAUAGGGCCGUUGUGAUUCGCUAAUAUUGAAAUACAACUUUAAUCUAGUUGGCUGCCAGAUUAACAAAGCUGAGAAACAGACUUGUUAUCACAGCAAUGCUCCGUCCUCAGAUAAAUAACCUCUAUGAAUAACGGGGUUAGUCAUUUUUACUUCGAUAUACUUUAAUUUUCUCUUUUUCUGUACUUAUGUAAAGUGACCACACUAUUAUAAACUAUUCUAGUUCCUAAAGCAUUAAAUUGAGUCUUGAUCUGACUUGAGUCGAUAUUUCAACAACAAAAUAACUUAAUUUCAAUCUUAUUAUCUAAAUAAUAAAAUUCAUUAUAACCAUACACUUUUAUGAAUUUGUCCCGGGUCACAUAAGACCCAUCCAGUAGUGUUCAAAUAUUUACUUAAAAUUGUAAAAAUGUAUGUUUAAAUUAUUUAAUAUGCGGUCAAUUGUUGUUAAUGUAAUUUGAUUAAAAUGUGUGCUGAUUAAAAUGAGAAAAGUUUGCGACACACUUAACGUCUUGGCACCAACUAUUCUAAAACACUGUGAAUAUUUAUAGAUACCUUAUUAAAAGGUCCUCGUAACGAGUUACCAUUCUGAUUCCAAACUAAAAUUUCGUAAUAAUUAAUAACGAUUUCUUUAAACAAUCCUGUAUGUCACAGAGCAUAAGAUCGUUUUUACAAAAUUCCGCUAUGUCGCUUAAGUGUCAGGCGAUAAGUGUGCAAUAUCAUUUAAUCUCAUUUUCUUUUAUUAUAAACGCAUUAUAUGAUUUUUGUAUGGAGAGUUAGCUUCAAUUUUAUUUGUGUUGAUGGUAUAUUUUAGUUAUAUUGUAAUAUUAUUAAUUGAGGACCACAGAAUCCAAACCACCCAAAAAAGUUUUAAGAACUGAAAUACCACGGUAUUAUAAAAAAUUAGUAGUUAAAAUUGUCGAUGCAAUAUUUUUUUAUCCUUACAAUUAAAACCGUUGUAUAUCCCACUAUACAGGGUGUAAUGUUAACUACAUUUUAUUCCUUUAAACUGAACAGCACAAACAUCACAUAGUAUUAAAAAAUGAUACGGGAACUGUGAAUUAUGGGUUUGCAUCUUAUUUAAUAAUCGAUACCGGUAUAUUGUGGCAGUACAUUUAUUACGAAAAAAAUAGACUAAUCUGUGAAAAAUACUAAUAAGUUUCACAAAAUAAUUGCAAAUUAAAGACCUAAGUACAUAAUUAUGAUCCCGGUAUGGAGUAAAAAAAACCCGCCUUUGUGCAACACCCUAUAGAUCCCAAAUGUAUGUCAGCGUUAUUAAUUUCUACUUUCUUGUGAUUUACAUUCCCCCUUAGGGCCGGGUCAUAUAUGGCGGAGCGUAGAUAAUUUUUUACUGUCAAACUAUUAUCGACAUUGUGUUAAUUGAUAUAAUAUUCAAAAUCAAUUAAAAUGUAAUGCAAUUUAUUGUUGUGUUAAUGGAAUUUUAAUAUUGUUUCAAUACAGACAAAGUCGAUAAUAGUUUGACAGUAAUAAAUCCUCUACGCUCCGCCAUAUAUGCGCCGGCGCUUAGUGGCAGUCUCGUGGUCUUCAGUAUACAAAUUUCACCAGCAAACUUUAGAGUGCAUUCUAGAACAUUCUAUCGAGCUAUUACAUUAUCUUAUCUAAGACUUAUUUAUACGUAUAAGUGUGAUACGAAAAUAAUUUAUGUAAAUUGUAUUAUUUUGGUACAAAAGCGGGAGUGAUUUUUAAGGCAUCUAUGACUCAAUCUUAUUACUACCAUUAAUUCAAAAAAUUGUGGAGAUGAUUGAAUGUUUGUUAGAAGUAACCACAGGAAUUCCUGACUAUAUUUUAAUUAAAUUUGGCCCAUAUAGAUCAAGUUUUGGAUUAGGCUACUUUUUAUCCCGAAAAAUAUAGAGAAUAUAAUUUCGGCCAAAGUCUUUAGUACUUUAAUAUACUAGACAAUAGUAACGAAUUUUUAUUUACCUCAUAUUAUAGAAGUCAAUAGCUUAAUAAACUUCACAACGUAUCAGUUGUUAAAACCCUGUGAAGCUAAAAUGCAAAAGGCGCCUAAAAAUCACAUCUCUGCAUCGUAUUCCUUAAAUUUAAUUGUAUUAUUAUAAUGUAUAAAAAUUAUAAUUAUUUCCAAAGUGUUUAUUUGUGAUUUGUAUUGGGACAUUUGACUUUGUGGCUCAUCCUAGUGGAUCAAGCUCAACACAAUAUUGUUGGAUAUCAAUAAUUUUAUGUAGCGAAUCACCCGGUAAUCACAUAGCCGCUCUUCCGAGCUGCGCUUGCGCAUAUGAUGUGACACAUAUGCCGGUAUGAAUGUAGAGUACUAUAUAAACAGAUAUAUAAGAGAAAUUGAGGUUAUUUCUUAUCAUACAUUUAGUUUAACAAGAUUCUGAUAGAAACUGUAAUUUUGUACCCAAAUUUACUUCAACUUUAUUUUGUAUAUAAACUGUAGUGUUAAAACUUCAUGAAUGUUCCAAAAAUUUUUACCCGGUUAUAUGAAUAUCCGUUAAAGGCAUUAAUUAAGUUGAAUGUCCCAAUAUAAACUAAUAUGAUUUAUCUUAUUAUUAAGAUGUAACAUAAGUUAUUGAAUGAUUUCAAAAAUAAAAUUAUUCAAUGUUA
Molecule: messenger RNA, 6284 nt
Organism: Manduca sexta (tobacco hornworm)
Lineage: Eukaryota; Metazoa; Arthropoda; Insecta; Lepidoptera; Sphingidae
Product: pyridoxal-dependent decarboxylase domain-containing protein 1
Exons: 15
Coding region: 109-2271 (720 amino acids)
Cellular component (GO): intracellular membrane-bounded organelle
Source: RefSeq, a predicted model, not a curated record